AUGGGCCAAUCUAGCGAAAAUGACCUUCUCCAGCAACUACUCGAGAUGAAUUUAGUGCCAAGAAAAAAUGGUACACACAGAUACAACGACACAUCUCUUGCUGAUUUCUCAGAAAUGUGGUAUGGGGUUUUUCUAUGGGCAGCCGUCUCCUCUCUGAUCUUCCACCUGCCGGCAUCUUUGCUCUCGUUCGUUGCACUUAGACAGCACAAAAUGGCCCGAUUCAUGCCCAUCGCCAUCCUCUUAAUGGGCAUCGUUGGACCUGUGGGUGGAGGCGUACUCACCAGUGCAGCCAUAGCAGGCGUUUACAAGGCAGCUGGGAAGAAGAUGAUCUCUCUGGAGGCUUUAUUUUUUGGUGUUGGACAGUCCUUCCUGAUCCUCGUUAUUUCAUUCCUUCGAGUGCUUGCCACACUUUAG
Messenger RNA from Nerophis lumbriciformis (worm pipefish), 414 nucleotides. NCBI's taxonomy places the organism in Eukaryota, Metazoa, Chordata, Actinopteri, Syngnathiformes, Syngnathidae. The record is from RefSeq and is a predicted model, not a curated record.